AUGGACAUCACCGCAGACGGUUCCAGAGUGCGCGCCGUCCGCCUCAUCGUGAUCGAAUACGUCGAGGGAAUCACAAUGCUCCAGGUGCACCCCAACGGGUUCUCCCGAAAUAUUCGCCAGCGGAUCAUGAAAACCAUGAUUGACUUUGAAAGCACAGUAUAUCACCGGAAGGACAUCGUGCUCAGAGACCUCAGCCCUCGCAAUGUGAUGCUAUUAGAGACGACGGAUCUCGAACCUAGCAGACAUCUCGUUUUUGUCGAUUUUGCGAGCGCCUUGUUCAAUCGCAAACUAGAUUACCCGUUUCUUACAGAUGAAAAUUUCUUCCUUGGCCAGUAUGUGUCAUCUCUGCUGCGCUGGAACAAGGAUAUGGCUCGGGAGUUCUUGGAUUGGAUCGAUUGGGAUUGGGAGCCUUGGGUCGAAAAGGAGUAUGCUCAUACGGCUGGCACAAUCACUCAAGGAAUGCGGGAUCGAUAUUCUCUGUGA
Messenger RNA from Aspergillus melleus, 483 nucleotides. RefSeq lists its product as uncharacterized. Gene Ontology annotation, molecular function: ATP binding; protein kinase activity. The transcript has a single exon. NCBI's taxonomy places the organism in Eukaryota, Fungi, Ascomycota, Eurotiomycetes, Eurotiales, Aspergillaceae. Gene Ontology annotation, biological process: protein phosphorylation. The record is from RefSeq and is a predicted model, not a curated record. Bases 1 to 483 code for a protein of 160 amino acids.